AUGUCAAACCAACUUGUUUGCAUCAAUGACUAUGAGCAACAUGCUAAACUGGUCCUUCAAAAGUCCAUCUAUGACUAUUACAGAUCUGGGGCAAAUGACCAGGAAACCUUGGCUGAUAAUGUGGCAGCAUUUUCUAGGUGGAAACUUUAUCCACGGAUGCUCCGCAACGCUGCUGACAUAGACCUGUCUACGUCUGUUUUAGGACAGAGGGUCAGCAUGCCGAUAUGCGUGGGGGCCACGGCCAUGCAGUGCAUGGCUCACGAGGACGGGGAGCUGGCCACUGUGCGAGCCUGUCAGUCCAUGGGAACGGGCAUGAUGCUGAGUUCCUGGGCCACCUCCUCCAUUGAAGAAGUGGCAGAGGCUGGUCCUGCUGCUCUUCGCUGGAUGCAGUUGUACAUCUACAAGGACCGGGAGGUCACCAAGCAGCUAGUCAGGCGCGCAGAACGGAUGGGGUAUAAAGCCAUAUUUGUGACGGUGGAUACCCCUUACCUGGGCAACCGCUUUGACGACGUGCGUAACAGGUUCAAGCUGCCACCACAACUCAGGCUGAAAAAUUUUGAAACCAGUGAUUUAGCAUUUUCUCCUAAGGAAAAUUUUGGAGAAACCAGUGGGCUUGCUGCUUAUGUGGCUAAAGCCAUUGAUCCUUCUAUCAGCUGGGAAGACAUCAAAUGGCUGAGAAAACUGACGUCACUGCCAAUCGUUGCAAAGGGCAUUUUGAGAGGUGAUGAUGCCCGAGAGGCCGUGAAACACGGAUUGGAUGGGAUCUUGGUAUCCAAUCACGGAGCUCGGCAACUGGAUGGUGUGCCUGCCACCAUUGAUGCUCUGCCAGAAAUUGUGGAGGCUGUGGAAGGGAAGGUGGAAGUCUUCCUCGAUGGAGGUGUGAGAAAAGGCACUGAUGUCCUGAAGGCUCUGGCCCUGGGUGCCAAGGCUGUGUUUGUGGGGAGACCAAUUAUUUGGGGAUUAGCUUUCCAGGGGGAAAAAGGUGUCCAUGAUGUCCUGGAGAUAUUGAGGGAAGAAUUCCGGUUGGCUAUGGCUCUGAGUGGGUGCCAGAAUGUGCAAGUCAUUGACAAGACAUUGGUGAGGAAAAAUCCUUUGGCUGUUUCCAAGAUCUGACACUGCACAAUAUUUUCCCAUCUGUAUUCUUUUUUUUACAGCAUGUAUUACUUGACAAAGAGACACUGUGCAGAGGUUGACCACAGGCUGUAAUUCCCCACUUCGAUACAAAGGGUGUCGUUCUUCUCCAACAAAAUAGCAAUCCCUUUAACUUCAUUGCUUCUGACUUUUCAAUGGGUGUCCUAGGAACCUUUUUAGAAAGAAAUGGACUUGCAUCCUGGAAAUAUAUUAACUGUUAAAAAGAAAACAUUGAAAAUGUGUUUAGACAACGUCAUCCUCUGGCAGGCUAGGGUACUGGAAAACAAAAGAUAUUCUUUGGUAAAAUUGGAGGUACUGAACACUUAGGUAAAAAGAGAAUCAUUUCACUGUGUGUUACCGGCCUUAUGUUAGAUAGAGUCAAAACAGUAAUUUUUGAUUGUAGCUCAGGCCCCACUGCUAGGAAUGCCUAG
Ochotona princeps (American pika) is the source of this 1562-nucleotide messenger RNA. RefSeq names its product hydroxyacid oxidase 1 (gene HAO1). Gene Ontology annotation, molecular function: oxidoreductase activity; FMN binding. The coding region runs from base 1 to 1113 and encodes 370 amino acids. The transcript is spliced from 8 exons. Lineage: Eukaryota; Metazoa; Chordata; Mammalia; Lagomorpha; Ochotonidae. The record is from RefSeq and is a predicted model, not a curated record.